Molecule: messenger RNA, 222 nt
Organism: Trypanosoma cruzi
Lineage: Eukaryota; Euglenozoa; Kinetoplastea; Trypanosomatida; Trypanosomatidae
Exons: 1
Coding region: 1-222 (73 amino acids)
Source: RefSeq, a predicted model, not a curated record
AUGAGGGUGAUGUGGCCACAGCCACACCGAAAUAUUCCACGGAAGAGCAGCAGUCUUCUUCACUUCUUCCUCCUUCCCCCUGUUGAGGUGGAAGUGUGCCAUGAGAAACCCAGGACUGAAAGAGUGAGUUUGUUUGCUCGAGCAAAGAUGUACUCUAGUGCGACUGCCCCUGUUGUGAAUAGGGAGUCAGAAGUCUUAAAUACGAGAAAGGUUUUGAAAUAA